AUGGCAACCAGCGACUACAGCGAUUCUGGCGCAUCAGACCAGGAGAUUCUCGAGGCGCAGGCUGGUGCAAGGAAGAGAAGGAAGCUAUCGCCGUGCGAUGGGGAUGAAAGCUCAGGUUCUGAAGAAACCGUCCCAGAGCCAAAGCCCAUCUUAGCAGCGGCUCCAUCGAUCUCACGCGUCAAAGCAAAACAGCAAGACCAACCCCAAAAUGUCACGGUCACCUCAUCUACUCCUAUGGUCAACCAGAAGCUCAGUUUCACGUCUCUCAAUGUGGCACCAUGGCUCGUCGCCUCUCUGGCCAGCAUGGAGAUCAAACGACCAACGGGCAUUCAGGCGUCGUGUAUCCCUGAGAUCCUCAAAGGCAAGGACUGUAUAGGAGGGUCACGGACAGGUACAGGUAAAACUGUGGCGUUUUCUGUUCCGAUUUUGCAAAAGUGGUCAGAGGACCCGAGUGGCAUCUUUGCCGUCAUUGUCACACCCACGCGUGAGCUCGCCAUUCAAAUUUACGAGCAAGUAAAGGCCAUCUCAGCCCCUCAAUCUAUGAAACCCAUCCUCAUAACCGGCGGCUCUGAUCAACGCAGCCAAGCCAUUGCCCUCGCGUCACGCCCCCAUGUCGUAAUCGCGACGCCAGGCCGUCUAGCAGAGCACAUCCGCACCUCUGGCGAAGACACAAUCUGCGGCCUCCGACGCGUGAAGUUUGUCGUCUUUGACGAAGCCGAUCGGCUGCUAGCCCCUGGAAAAGGUUCCAUGCUCCCUGAUCUCGAAACUUGUCUAUCUGUGCUCCCACCAAAGGAAUCGCGACAAACACUUCUCUUCACCGCAACAGUGACGCCAGAAGUCAUGGCGCUGAAGCACCAGCCGCGUGCGCCAGGCCGUCUCCCCAUUUUCGUCUCAGAAGUAGAUACCGAGGACCUUGCAAUUCCGCCGCGACUACAGCAAAAGUACCUCCAAACGCCCGUUACGCACAAGGAAUGCUACCUCCACGUACUACUUAACACACCCGUCAACAGUACCAAGAGCGUCAUCAUAUUUUGUAACAGGACAAAGACGGCUACUCUUCUCGAAUACAUGCUUCGUCUCCUGGACCACCGCGUAACGGCACUCCACUCCGGCCUCAAGCAAUCCGAUCGUGUGUCCAACCUCGCUCGUUUCCGCGCACAGGCUGCACGUAUCCUUGUCGCUACAGAUGUAGCAGCCCGUGGUCUGGAUAUUCCAGAGGUGGCGCUCGUCAUCAACUUUGACGUGCCGCGCGACCCGGAUGACUACAUUCACCGGGUUGGUCGUACGGCGCGUGCGGGUCGUGUAGGAACGAGUAUUACAUUCAUCGGACAGAGAGAUGUAGACCUUGUUUUGGCAAUCGAGACACGUGUGGGCAAGAAAAUGGAUGAGUUUGAGGAGGAGGGCGUUAGUGUUGAGGGUAGGGUGCUGAGGGAUGCGCUGAAGCCGGUUACGGAGAAGAAGAGAGAGGCCAUGUUGAGUAUUGAGGAGGGGCGGGAUGUAUUGGGGAAGAGAAAGACAGGGAUGCAAAAGAGGAGGGCGCAGUAG
Molecule: messenger RNA, 1545 nt
Organism: Pyrenophora tritici-repentis Pt-1C-BFP
Lineage: Eukaryota; Fungi; Ascomycota; Dothideomycetes; Pleosporales; Pleosporaceae
Product: SrmB, Superfamily II DNA and RNA helicase
Molecular function (GO): RNA helicase activity; nucleic acid binding; ATP binding
Source: RefSeq, a predicted model, not a curated record